Molecule: messenger RNA, 2556 nt
Organism: Amorphotheca resinae ATCC 22711
Lineage: Eukaryota; Fungi; Ascomycota; Leotiomycetes; Helotiales; Amorphothecaceae
Exons: 5
Coding region: 1-2556 (851 amino acids)
Biological process (GO): calcium ion transmembrane transport; intracellular calcium ion homeostasis
Cellular component (GO): membrane
Molecular function (GO): calcium channel activity; calcium ion binding
Source: RefSeq, a predicted model, not a curated record
AUGUCCCAAAACCAACCGACAGAGCUGCCUCUCACCCAAAUACCAACUGCACGGUCAACUUCCUCGCAGCAGCACCUCCCUCCUCCUCAUCCUUCUCUUUCGCACUCCUCCGCGCGCCGGUCGCACUUCUCAAGACACGAUGAAGCUUUGCCCGAAGAACAGCCCCCGAAACCCGCUGGGAGGAGGCGCCGGGACGAUGGCGUCAAUCCGAACCCCCAGGAUGGAGAGAAGGACACACAUGUGAAUGACAUGGGCAGGCUCUACGAGAAGAUACUCACAUAUGGAACCGGAACGCGCUACUCGAUCUACAUCAUCCCGGUCGCUGUCGUGCUGAUGAUUCCGAUCAUUGUCGGAGCUACACAGGUGAAGGGCAACCCAAAAAAAGAUCCCAAGAUUGGAGGCAUCCGUGUGGUUUGGUUCUUCACUUGGCUCGAGGGUGUCUGGCUGAGUUUCUGGGCCAUGAAACUCGUGGCCAGGCUCAUCCCGAAGAUAUUUGCCUACUUUGCCGGUGUUGUCAGUCAGGAAACAAAAAAAUACGCUAGAGUUUUGGAGAAUCUGGAGCUCAUGAUUACCUUUUUAGGGUGGGUAAUUAUCUCAUUUGUGCUCUACGAGGUGUUGUUUAGCACGUCGGCGGCUGGAAAUACGCCCUAUGCUUGGACGACUAAGUUCAAGGAGGUUCUUGCCGCUAUUCUUGUCUCGACCAUUAUUUUCGCCAUCGAAAAGACAUUUGUCCAGUUGGUCGGUGUUAAUUAUCACGCUCGGUCAUUCAACAAUCGAAUUGCCGAGUCGAAACGGAGUGUGCACCUUCUUGGGCUUCUCUUCGAUGCCUCUCGUACCCUGUUCCCCAUGUAUGGAAAGGAAUUCUUUCAAGAGGACUACAUCAUCCAUAGCAGCAUUGAAGCCUUUGUCAAGAAAGGGUGGAUGGGGCAAGGAGAUCCAAGUAAACCACCGGACCAACCAAAAACUCAUGGACGCCUAUACAGGGGUAUUGGCCGAUUGGGUAACAAGGUCAAUUCCGUUUUUGGGAACAUCUCUGCGGAGCUUACAGGGAAAACUGCUCUGCACCCAAAAUCAGCACAUUCAAUUGUCGUUCAAUGCCUUGAAAGGAAGCGAGCGGCGACAGCUCUGGCCCAGAGGUUGUGGUAUUCAUUCGUCACGGAAGGUAAUGAUGCAAUGCAUCUGAGCGACCUUCUAGAGGUUCUUGGCCCGGACAGGCGAGAGGAGGCAGAGGAGUGCAUUCAGAUGCUUGAUCCUGACGAGAACGGUGAUGUAAGUUUGGAUGAAAUAACAAUGAAAGUGUUAGAGCUUUCGAAGGACCGAAAAGCCAUUGCCAAGAGCAUGCAUGACGUUAGCCAGGCGAUCAGAGCUCUUGACAAUGUACUGUCCGCUGUUGCCCUCCUCCUAUCUUUCUUCGCAUUGAUCUGUUUCUUGGAUACUGGUUUUCAUAGCAUCCUUUCUACUGCCAGUUCAACAUUAAUCUCGCUCUCCUUCAUAUUCUCUGUCACAGCACAGGAAUUUCUCGGCUCCUGCAUAUUCUUGUUCGUGAAGCACCCGUACGAUAUUGGGGAUCGAGUGGAUAUAUACGGUCCAGAUGGGAUCAAUCGCUUGGAGGUUGAGCAGAUAUCGCUUCUGUAUACCGCAUUCAAGAGAAUUACUGAUCUGGAAGUAAUCCAGGUCCCUAAUAAUAUUCUCAACACGCUUUGGAUCAACAACAUUACUCGUAGCAAAGGCAUGCUGGAACGAAUUGAUGUCUAUAUCUCUUUUGACACAUCUUUCGAGGAUAUUGAGACUUUGCGCCAAGAGAUGGAGAACUUCGUCAAUGAUGAGGAUAACAAGAGAGACUUCCAACCCCAGAUCGUCCUUCGAUGCCUGGGGGUAGGCACUAUGGACAAACUCCAGCUUCAACUGGAAGUCCGACACAAGUCAAACUGGUCUCUUGAAAAUAUACGCGCAACUCGACACUCUAAACUAAUGUGCGCACUUGUUUUGGCUUUGCGCAAGAUCCCAAUCUUUUCUCCAGGUGGUGGGGGUACUCCUCUUGGUGACCCAAGCAAUCCUAGCUAUAGCGUGGCUGUCUCUGACCAAGACGCUAUAACUGCACGAGAAAAGGCUGCAAAAGCUGCGAAUGCAGCACGUCUCUAUCCUUUAAACCAACCAACAUCCGAUGCAGACAAUGGAGGUUCCCAGUCACCCCUACCAUCUCCGAAGGAAUCAGGUAGGGCGGAAAUUAUUGCGGCCGAUGCCAUGCACACCAUACGGCCUAGUGAGGAUCCCUUAAGGGAUGACGAGAAGGAACUCGACAAUUUCAACGUUGUUGGAGCCCAGACUGGCUUGUCGCCGGCUUAUGAAUAUGAUGGGAGAUCGCCAUCAGUAAAGAGCAAGAGCCCACAGGGAAGACGGCGUCCUGGACUGAGUGCUCCUUCUAUUGCAUCCAUUGCCUCUCGACAGGUCUCGGCAUCUGUCGCUUCUCGACAGGUCUCGAACGACAUGGCUCGAAUAGCUAGUCAGUCUCACUCUCCGCCUCGCAAUUUGGAUGAGGAGGCUCAACGGGGAUGA